AUGUACAAUAACUUCAACAAAAGAUUUCUAGGUGAAAAGUUGCGCAACACAUUGUGGGGGAUCGCUGGUUCCACCACUGUCGAACAGUACGAGAGGCGGAUGGAAGCCCUGAAGGUGAAGAAUGUUGCUGCCUACAAUUACUUGGUUGCCGCUGCGCCAAAGGAGAAAUGGGUGACUGCAUUUUUCUCUGAGCAUGCUCGUUGUGACUCGUUACUGAACAAUAUGUGUGAAACAUUCAACUCGAAGAUCGUUGAGGCUCGCGAGAUGGCUAUCAUCACCAUGUUGGAGGAGCUUCGGACUAAGCAAAUGCAGAGGAUUCAAUACAGGGGGAAGUGGAUUCAAACCUACGAUUAUCCAGUUCCUCCCGUGAUUAAGGAGUAUAUCGAGAAGGAAUCAAAGCAUGCUGGUUCUUGGCGGGCAAUUUUCAAUGGUGAUGAUUCUUACCAAGUCAGUGGACCCGGUGGGCAGUUUGUGGUCAACUUGAGGCACAAAUCAUGCACAUGCAGGCGGUGGCAGAUACGAGGUAUUCCAUGCGUACACGCCGUUUCGUGCAUUCUCAAAAUUGACCGAGAAAUCACGGACUAUGUAUCUCCGUACUACAAGAUAGAUUCCAUGGUACUUUUGUACCGGAAUGUACUUUACCCCAUUAAUGGGGUUGACAAUUGGUCAAAGUCAUCGGAGGUCGGGUUUGACCUUGAACCACCACGCAGUAAACGACAACGUGGGAGGCCUAAGAAGAAUAGAUCAGAAAAGACAGUGAUAAUGGUUCGAUAUGACGGUGUGGAAUGUCUCCAGCGACAGAUGUCGGCCAAGUGUGGGUGGUGCGGAGUUAUUGGGCAUAACAGGCGAACUUGUUCGAAUGAUCCCAUGAAUACAUCAACUAGUUCGUCGAAUGUGCGUCCACAUGAGCAUAACCAGAACGAAUGUCAAUCUCAAGCUCCUCCAGCUGCUGCGCAAGGUGAAUCAUCAAGCCACAGGCAAGGGCAAAUGAGGCAGGAGGUACCAAUAACAUACAGGAAGAGAAGGAGCACUGCCCAAAGAUGUGGAAGGAGGGGCAACGAUGAUUAG
Messenger RNA from Salvia hispanica, 1068 nucleotides. RefSeq lists its product as uncharacterized. Gene Ontology annotation, molecular function: zinc ion binding. NCBI's taxonomy places the organism in Eukaryota, Viridiplantae, Streptophyta, Magnoliopsida, Lamiales, Lamiaceae. The record is from RefSeq and is a predicted model, not a curated record.